This is a messenger RNA of Diachasmimorpha longicaudata, 7746 nucleotides long. RefSeq names its product myocardin-related transcription factor A (gene Mrtf). The transcript has 8 exons. The record is from RefSeq and is a predicted model, not a curated record. Gene Ontology annotation, molecular function: transcription coactivator activity. Bases 903 to 4574 code for a protein of 1223 amino acids. Gene Ontology annotation, biological process: positive regulation of transcription by RNA polymerase II. Gene Ontology annotation, cellular component: nucleus. Lineage: Eukaryota; Metazoa; Arthropoda; Insecta; Hymenoptera; Braconidae.
UGAGAUGGCUGCAAGGCGCUCUCGCGAUGAAGGCAUCUACUAUCGCGCGACAUGUAAUCACUCGUGAUAAAACGUGAUAAUUAAACGAAUGUGUGCGUUAAUUAGUUUAUCGAAAAUUUACAAUCAUAAGUACUCUGAUUUAACGUAUUAUUAUUUAUUUGGAAGGUGAGAUAGAAGUUGGUCAGUGAUAUUGAUAGUUAUUUUCACUUGAACGCUGAUGUAUAACUCUGAAUUGUCAGAUUGAUGAAGACACGAUGAGGAUGUGAUGUUCACGAGGAGACUGAAUGGAGAUUUUGAUAGAAACUGAUGUCAUUUAUCACAGAUGGUUUCAUUCGUAGGUGUGACAAUGAUGCCAUGACAGAUUUAAUAGUGAUGGUGAAUUAUGCACCUGGCGAUAUGAAGGAAAUUCAACGUCAAUAUGCAAUCAGUACUCGAUUAGUAUGAUACAUAACCACAAUCAACCGACUUAUCAUUCCCAUACACAGCGUCCACAACGCUGCAUUCCCUCGACCAAAAAUCAACAAAUAAUGUAAAACGAGAGAUUAUAUUUGAUGUGUGAAAAUAUUUAAUUUAUGAGAACGAAAAGAAGAGCAGAAUGGACCGAUUUAAGUAAAUGCUCGUGUGAUGUGUGGACCAGAACAAGAACUUUAACAUUCUCAAGUAAUUCGUUUGGAAUGUGUCAGGAAGCAUCUUAAAUCAGCUCAUUUGAAGCUUUGGAGAGUCGGUGAGAGCCCGGUAGAUAGAUAUAUCAAUGAUUAUUCACGGUUGAAAUUAAACCGAAUACAGAGUACUGAUUCGAAUACAUUUCUGCAAGUCGUAAAAAAAAAAUAAAACGAGAUUACGCAAGAGAUUUGGCGUAGAUCAACGAUGGAACAUCGGUGAGGUCACAAGGUCAUCACAGAAUGCCUGAGCCGAGGGCAAAGCGCUGCAAACACUGUGACGAGUCUGGCCACAGGUUGGACAGCGGCUCCCCAUUCUGGAGGAUACAACUGGAUCAGGACCUCCUGGAUACAAUAAGCGCUAUAUACCCAGAGUGGUUCAAGGACUACACAAACAGUAGAACAACAGCGUCAACGUCUAGCUCAGGAUCUUUCGAUGGAAAUCGUGUGAGGACCGACGAGUCUACAUCAAAUAAGUCAACCACCCAAAAUACAAGUAUUCUCAUUGACAAUCAGUCCAGCAAACCCAGUAAACUUGAGAGCAAGUCCAAAUCCAAAACCAAGCGAAUCGAGGCACUCAGGGAGAAGCGAGAGAAGCGGGAAGCUAAGGAAGACAGAGAUCGUUUAGAGAGCGGCAAGAAGUCGGGAAAACGAUACGAUAGAACUCCAGACGGUAGUUUGGCAACAGGGAGAAAGUCCUCAGGUGUUGACACAUCAGAAAUAUCCACUACAGUGUCUGAACCCACAAAGAUGGCUGAGAGCAAUCGAUCUUCACCGCCUAAAGCGGAAGUUGACGAUUCACCACUGCAGCAUGAUCGUAACAAAGAAUCGUUGAAGGUGAAAUUGAUGCUCAGGCGGCCAUACAAUCAACUUGUUGCCCAAGGCAUUAUGCCACCUUUGAAAACUCCACCAGCAUUUCAUGAGCAGCGCAAACAGUUGGAACGUGCAAAGACCGGUGAUCUGUUAAAGGCAAAAAUACAACAGAGACCGGGAAGAGAUGAACUGGUGAGACAACACAUCCUGGAGGACGUGGGUCAUGUUGAUCCAAGCCUAGCCGAGAGACAACGAAUGCUGAAGAAGGCAAGGCUUGCUGAUCAGCUCAACGAUCAACUCAGUCAUCGACCUGGACCCCUUGAGCUCAUCCAGAAAAAUAUUUUGCAUACCGAAGAGCCCAUUGAAAGGGCGGUGAAAGAGGGUCAUAUUCCCUUCAAGCCGACCUGCGAAGGCCAGGUGAGCAAACCUCAACCUCCAGACCAUUAUAUUACCUUCGAAGAUGACUCUCAAAGCUCUGAAGGUGUACCCUCACCUCCUCUUGAGGGUCGAACUGAUGUGCUGGAAACUGCAGCAGCAUCUGCUGGAAUCGUCACAGUUUCCCUUAGUAUUCCUACGACUGGUGGUGCUGUUGUUGUCUCCUCAGGGUCGCCUGUCUUUCAACAAGCUAAUGGAGAGCCAACGAUACAAACUUUUGCUGAGUUAUGUAAUUCGGUGGUUGGCAAUCAACAUACCCAGCUUCCAACCUCACAGGCGAGUCAAACAAAUGGUCCAACAGCAACAUUAUUACCCCUGGCACCAGCGCCUAGUCCGAUGUCACUUGGCUCGACGACAUCCAGCCUCUCUCCCCUAUCAAAUAUAUCAAUAGCGUCACCGCCAGCCCCACCCGCAGCAAUAACCCCACGUCCACAAGCGAGUCCCAUAGCCACAACAUGCCAAAGGAGUGAUGCACCUGGAAAGGACAAAAAUAGAAAAAAAUCCAAAACCAAGAGUCAACCAAAAACACGAACCAUCAAAUUUCACGAGUACAAGGGGCCCCCAAAUGCCCAGAAGGCCUCGCCACCGUCAGUUCAACCUGGUCUGAAUUCCGCCGCCCAUAACGAGACCAGUUACGAGAUAAUGCUCCAGCAGCAACAGCUCUUCCUCCAGUGGCAGCUUGAAUGUCAGCAUCAACUACCUCGAAUAAUCCUCCCAGCUACACAAAAACCACUCUCGCUGACGAGUAGCGGUGCUUCCGACGCGGGAAGUGUCAGUGGUGGAAGUGUAAACGUUCCCUCCCCGGCCCCGUCCAAUUCCUCCAACAAUCCGGGUGAACAACCCCCUUUACGACCCCUCGGGAAAUUGGAAGACAUGAAAGUUAGUGAUCUUAAAGUUGAACUGAAGAGGCGGAACCUUCCAGUUUCGGGAUCGAAACCCCAGCUGAUUGAACGGUUGAAACCCUUCACAGAGAUCGCCAGCACCAAUUCCAACUCUACCGGACCGCAUGUAACACAUAUGGGUCAUAUCCUGAUGGACACACCAGGGCCAAUGGCAUCAGAUGACUCCAGUUUACACGCCAAGAGUCCCAGUUCUCCCAUAAAAGAUGAGCCCAAUAGUCCCAGAACAGAUUCCCCCCAUAACAGUGAGCACGAUGAUCCGUCGAGUCCUCCAGGUGACGACAUAAUCAAAGAGCAACGUAAAAAAAUCGAAGAAUUGCAGAGGGAAAUCUACAGAUUUAAGCAGCAGCUACGUCAAAAUCCCCAAAUGCGUCAGAGCCAGCCAGCAAGAGCAGAGAAACUCUACUUGCAGCAUCAUAUUCACAAUAAGAUGCAACAACAGCAAUUAGCUAUUCAGAUGCAACAGCUUCAACAGCUCCAGCAGCAGCAACUGCAGCAACAACAGAAUCAGCAGCAACAGCAGACCCAGCAAAGUCAACACGCUGCCUUCCAACAAUUGAACGCGAAGGCCUCUCUAGCUGCAUUCCUCCAGUCACAACCUAACAAUACUGCUAUCCUCGAUUCUGCGACUCUUACAGCCAUAAAUAACAAGAAGAAUAAUGUAAAAAAUAAUACCACCGUGCAGCUUCCAGCCGCGAUCGUUCUCAAUCUUGCUAAACCCACCAAAAUAAACGGCUCCCUGCUGGGUGCUUUGGUUGCUGCACAAGCACAGCAACAAGUUCAGCAGCAGACACCUACAACAACCAUUGGAAGCACAACAACAACAACAACAACUACUACAGCAGCGAAAUCCGAGGAAAAACCGCCUCCAGAAUAUGAUGAAGCUGCUAAACUACGAAAGGUCAAGAUUGAACCACCACAAAAGAGUCACAUCAAGAGCCAAGUGGUUGAUGAUGUCUUGGAGAUAUUAAUUAAAAAUGGAGAGCUGCCACCAAGUGCUGCUCAGGACCCAGCGACCCCAACAACCCCAAAUCGUCAGCUACAGCAAAAUUUAGUAUUCACAGCUCCAGCUGAUAGCCCAGGGCUAGUGUUUGCUGCCAGUCCCAUCAGUCCAAUAGCAAUGGAAGUCAGUCAGAGUGGUUGUCCUAAUUCUCCAGCGCCUGCCCCUCCCCCACCUCCACCUCUACCCCUGGCUUCGUUCUCAGUGCAGUUACCAAGUGCAUUACAGCAGGAGAGACAGAUUCACCAUCAGGAGAACGAUAUCCCCUCGUUCACUGCUGAUUUACUCAGUUCUGAUGCUGAACUCGAUGCAGCCAUGUUGUUAAGCCCACAAAGUGUCCAGCAAAGCUCACCUGAUCCUCAACCCCCUCAGGAGGUAACCAGCUCCAAUAAUAAUCUAGACCUUAAGGAAUUGGGGCUCGAUCUGGAAACCCUGGAUACCAUGGAUUUCGGACAGUUGGAUGGUGAUCUCGUGGUUAAGAUGGAGAGUGUCCCUCAGGAGCUUAUGGACAUUGGAGACAUGUCGAUGGAUAUGGACGACUCAGAUUGGUUGGAUUCGUUGAUGCAUCAAUCUCCUCCCAGUCUCACCACUACGAUGCAUCAUCAUCCUUCUCCUCCCUCCUCAACUCAGCAUAUUGGCAAUGAUAUUUACGAUCCCCUCCUUGCUAAUAGUCAAGAUCCAUUUGAUUUCUUGAAUAUGGAGGAUUCCGACUUCAAGAUGUCUUCAGAUUUAACACUGAUUUGGGACAAAGGGGAUUAUGCUACCUAGCCUGAGGACUUGGAUGAAAUGUGGCCUUAUCUUUGUACUUAGUGGACUGGAGUAAUAACUCAUUAGAGUUGUGAGGGCCAUUUAUGAGGUUUCAAUUGAACAUUUCAUACAGUGUGCGAUGAUGAACUGAUGGUUCAUAAUCGAUAGGAUUUCUUUUUGACACCAAUGUACUUAAUGAAGAGCUUCACUUACUUGAGGGUUUAUGGACUCUUCAAGCAGGACCUAAUUAUGGUAAAAUUUUAAUAUAGAUGUGAGAUGAUGAGGUUUAAUUAAUGAGUUACACAGAUGAAUUAAUGUAUAUUGGACCAAGAGUGUUGCUGAGUGAUGGAGCGCAAUUUACAUGUCUUACGUGCUCCUGAGAUAGUUAUGGAUGCUUAAUAACGCUCAAAUAGUCGUGACUAGAGAGAUCGGUUCUUAUAAAAAUUGAUUGGUACUUUUUUGCCAGUAUCUUUGAUUUUAAAAAUACCAGAGGCACCUUUUUGUAAUCCAAAUAAUUAUUUACAUGAAAGGUUUGUGUUUCUCAGAUAUUAACACAAAGUAGCUUCCAUAAAGACCCGGGAUGUGGGUCUUUCUAUCAUUUUACUACAAAGGAAUAAAUUACAGAAAAAUCAAUCAGAUAUUAGGAUAAAUAUUAAGUGCCGUCAUCUUCCAUCAAUGACUGAGUGAAUGCGAUAAUCAUUAAAUAUAAUUAAUGAAGCGAGAUAUUCAAUGGCAAUUAUUUGAAAAUUCUCCAAAGAAUUCAUCACGAAGGGAUUGUUUAGUGCUACAACGGCCCGUUUAAGUUCUACGUGUGUUGCUUAAGUUUCUAUCAUUGCGGUAAUAGCAUGUAAUAAAUUAGAAAAAGAACACGUGGAAAAUGUACCGAUUGUUCUCGAUUUUUUGAGGAACAAUAAUGCCCAAAACCUCUUUAUACUAUAAUCAUGGAAUAAUUACACAAUAUUAUACGAAAAAUUAAUAUAAUAUUCAAAAUAAUUAUUCAUAAUUAACUAAUAAAUUAACAGUAAGACGUAAUAAUUGCACCUAGAAUGUAUUUCCUAUUAUAAAUUGAGCGAUAAACUAACUUUUAGCUCAAUUUUUGAGAAAUUUUUAGGUGCAGUUGGGGAUAUUUUUAAUCCAGAGUAUGUGAUUUUAGAUAAUACAAUUAUAUUAUUAUAAUAUGGAGAAGAAAAUCUACCUUAUGUUGAAAUUACAAGGGAGCGUAUUUAGAUGAUUGAAAAGAAGUAAAAUCGCGCAUAGACACGACAAUUGCACGUUUAAAUUAUUUUUUAUCAACUAAUUCAGUUCAGUUACUGUACUCUCAGCAGUAUAAUUAUUUCGUCUUUUCCCUCCUCUCUUCACCCCCUACGCAGUGGUGCUUAUUUGUUGUUUUUGUGACAUUCCAUGUGUUCCAAACUCUCGAGUUCUUAAUAGUCUAUCUAAUAUAAAUCAUGAAAACGAAAAAUCACAGUAAUUUGGCACACUAUUGUUCGUUAAAUUUAUCGUGUCUGUGCAGUCAGCCAAACAUAAUAUUGGGACACAUUGUGUUUAACAUGUUCCAAAGUGUUUGGAGGCAAAUUACUAAUAGGUCUGAUGGUGCUAGAGUUUUGUAAAAUUUUUGGAGGUAUUUUUUGUAAAUUUAUUUGAUAGAAAAACAACAUUUGAAAUUUUUUUUUUAAUUCGAGAAAUUGACACAUUGAUGAGGAAAAAAAUCGUUAUAAAUUCUUGAAGUUAUACCGUUAUCGUUAUUUUUAAUUCAUUCAAGGAACAGCCUAAAUUGCAACAUUCCAGAUGCGGCUGUUUCUUUUUUCCAUUAUUUACCGUGAAGUCUACCAAAAUCCAUCGAUUAUAAUUCUCAAGAGCAGUGCAUUUAAUAUCAUACAGCCUUGUGCUUCAGUCGAAUAAUUAAAUCAAAUCAUAAUUGAAAAUGCCUAUGGUUGGAUUCAGCAGAGAAUUUCUUAAUGCAUUUAAAAAAUAAAAUUACUUACGUUUUAUUUCAACUAAUUGGGAUCAAUUUUCGAGGAAACGAAUCAGUCGAGAAUUUGCAACACUUUUUUUCUCCAUCAAUAGGUUAAAAUUUUUCGAUCGAAAUUUUUGAAAACAUCGACAUUUAAGAAUAUGAAGUAGAUCACAUACAAUUUGAAAAAAUAAUCAUGUGCCAAAAUUACGAAACCCUUAAGAAUGAAAAAGAAAUGAUAAUCUUCCCAAUUUUACCAUCACAUAUCGCUUCCUCAUUAGCAUCGUGUUGCCAUGACAAUAAUCGUCUUUAUUGUUUUGUAAUAUAUUGUAAAAUAGAAUUAAUUUAGGAAUCAAGGUACACAUGGUUCAAUACUUGAGUGACUGUUGAGAUUGAUUGCUGAAAAUUGGAUAAACGGUUCACUUGGCCAUUCUUUUCACGUACUGACUAAUAAAUUUAUUAUUAGUCAUUAAUCGUCAUCAACUCACUGCCUCAAACGAAUUAAUUGAAUUUAUUGGCAUCAAUACCGGAGAGAGAAGCUCCAUAUUAGGAAAAAACGAAUCAAAAUUCGAAAAAUUACUAAGGUCUUAUCCUCCGAAUAUCUUUAGAUUCACGAGAUUUAAAAGAGCUCAUUAACAAAAUUCUCAUUAUAGUCCUUAGAAAUUCUCCCAAAAAAAUAUUCGAAUUCCUCUCAACUUCUCCAUCUCCAAGAUAUUCGUAGAAUAGUCCAAAUGAUAAUCGAAAAAAGGGAGAUAGGGAAAAUCAUCAAAUUAUAAUAUUUGAAAAUUGAUUAUGCUUGUUUGUUUCUCUUGGGCUGUGCGAAUCUGGUAGUCUGUCAGUGAGUAAUCGAGUGUCUUUAUAUUGCAUAAUCAUGCGAGGUUUUGCAACGCAAUUGCUUAAAAUUUAUUGUUUAGUUUAAGUGAAUGAAACACUUGAAAUAACUGGAAAAUAUAUAGUUAAGUAUACUAGACGCAGGUAUACAAGAAAAUGUAUUUUUUAUUGGAUGAAGAGAUGCGAAUUUUUGCGUAUGCUGCAUGUCUGUGCGUCAAAGUCAGACAAAUAUUUCGAACGUAUCAAUUAAUUUAUUUUAUUCGAUUAAUUUGAUUUAAGUUAUGGAUUUUAAAUAAUUAAGGUAAAAGAGAGAGAAAGAGUGUGUUAUUUAUUUUUAUUUGUUGCAAAUUUAUCGAUUGCCUUCCAAUUGAUCAAAUAAAUAAAUAUAAACAUAAAAUCAUUCAUUCA